Messenger RNA from Papaver somniferum (opium poppy), 615 nucleotides. RefSeq lists its product as uncharacterized. Lineage: Eukaryota; Viridiplantae; Streptophyta; Magnoliopsida; Ranunculales; Papaveraceae. The coding region runs from base 1 to 615 and encodes 204 amino acids. The transcript has a single exon. The record is from RefSeq and is a predicted model, not a curated record.
AUGAGGCAUUCUCCGCAUAUGAAAUUGGUUGCGGUGAUGAAAUGUUUAUGCAAAAGUACUCCAGCUGAUAGUGUUGAUGAUUACACUCGUAUGGGUGCUACCACAAUAUACAAGUAUAUAAAAAGAUUUUGCCACAUCGUUUGCAUGACUUUUGGAGCAAGAUAUUUGCGUGAACCCACUUCUGAAGAUGUUCAGAGGUUGCUAGCUGAGAAUGCCGACCGAGGUUUUCCUGGAAUGCUUGGUAGUGUUGAUUGUAUGCAAUGGCCAUGGAUGAAUUGUCCGGUAGCUUGGCAAGGAACUUACCGAGGUAAAGAUAAAGAGAGUAGUUUGGUAUUAGAGGCGGUGGCAUCAUAUGAUUUGUGGUUUUGGGAAGCCUUUUUUGGAAUGCCUGGAUCAAACAACGAUUUGAAUGUGUUGGCACACUCACCCCUUUUUGAUAACAUGCUAAAGGAUGUAGCACCUCCAUGCAAUUAUGUCAUCAACGAUCACCUAUACAAUAUGGGUUACUUCUUAGCCGAUGGUAUCUGUCCAAAGUUGACUACAAUUGCACAAGAUUUUUCUCAGACAUUGGAUAUUCCCGACUUUGUUAGACUACACACUUGCUGCAAAAGUUGA